AUGGUUGGGCUUGAGUAAUCCGUAAUUUCUAUAAAUUUGCAGAAUAAAACGUCAUUGCCACUGAUGAGGUGAUCGAAAAAAAAACUUCAAACAUUACAGUGAACUGUGAUCAAUAUACACUUAUUUAAACUUUCGUGCCUUAUCUCGACACUUUUUUGUUAUUUUGGAGAAUUUCUGAAAAAUGGCUACACUGCCUGCCUUUAAUCCGAAAAUUCCAUAUUUGGGCUUAAUUCCUAGCGGCCUACAUCAUGGUUUGAUGAUCAGAAUCAAUGGUGAAAUGCUUCGCCAUGACAGAUUCAAUAUUGAUAUCAAAACUGGUCCGAUUAUAUCGCCAUCGGAUGAUAUAAACCUUCAUUUAAGCGUUCGUCCAAAUGAAAAUGCGAUUGUGCGAAACCAUUUUGUACAAGCAUGGGGUCCUGAAGAGAGAAUGGGGGGCUGUCCCAUUCAAUAUGGGGAACGAUUCGAAAUUUUAAUUCUUGCUGAAGCAGAACAUUUUAAGAUAGCAGUGAAUGGCCGACAUUUUGCCAUUUUCAAUCACCGUAUUCCAUUGUCAAGUGCUCGAUUCAUUUUUAUUAGUGGUCAAGUGUCCAUUCAGUCCAUAAAGCUUGAAGGCGAUCCAAAUUCAGUAUACAAUUCGGUGACACCUACUGCUCCAAUACUUUCUACAAUUACAUCGUCAACAUCGGCUGUACAACCUCCACCAUACCAACAACCGUAUCAGCCACCACCCUUUCAAAAUUUCCAGCCACCAUCCUAUCAAAGUUAUCAGCCACAUUCGCCAUACCAACCAAAUCCACAUGCAUCCUUUUCGACAACGGUGAAUGCAGUUCCAAGCAAUCAGCAAACGUAUCCGAGCGGUCAAUAUUACGGUCAAUACCAAACGCCGCACACUAUAAUUCAAUAUCAUCCGACCGAAGCAUAUAGAUCAGGUCAACCGACACAAUAUUAUGCGCCACACCAGACUUAUCAAACAUAUACCCCGACAAAAAGUAGUACUGGAUCAAAUGCUUUGAAGGUUGCCGCAGGUAUUGGGGGAAUUGGAUUAGGAGCAUAUGCCAUUUCGAAAAUUUUCGAUAGUGACGGUUCAAAUUCGGAUUAAUUAAUAUUGAGUUUAUGAACAAUUAAAUAAAUAAAAUUACUAUAAAAUAUUUCAUACAACUACUGAACAAAUCGGAAUAAAUAAAUAAUGAAGA
Contarinia nasturtii (swede midge) is the source of this 1193-nucleotide messenger RNA. RefSeq names its product galectin-9B-like. Lineage: Eukaryota; Metazoa; Arthropoda; Insecta; Diptera; Cecidomyiidae. The transcript has 8 exons. Gene Ontology annotation, molecular function: carbohydrate binding; galactoside binding. The record is from RefSeq and is a predicted model, not a curated record. The coding region runs from base 182 to 1099 and encodes 305 amino acids.